CCCCUUUAAAACCAGGCUUGAAGAAAGCGAGAAAGAGAGAGAGAGAGGUUGCUCGUUUGCAGAAUCACAGCUCCCGACAUUGGAGCUGCGACAAGAUCCUUGCUCUGAUUAAAUUGACUCUAAUUAAAUUAGUUACUGUUACGGGACGAAAAGAGUGAAAGCAAGAUAAUAAAAGAUGGCAGGCGCAAUUAUAGAAAAUAUGAGCACGAAGAAGCUGUGCAUUGUUGGAGGGAUUUUGCUGAUUUUCCAAGUAAUUUCCUUUCUGGUAGGAGGUUUGAUCGCUCCACGUCCAACUAUCGGAGUUCAAUAUCUUGCAACAAAAUGUGUGGAUAUAAGAAAACAUCAGAAGUCCAAGUGGUUCAUGCCAUGGGGUCCUAACCAAUGCGAGAAAAAAAUCCAGGAUUUUUCUGAAGCUAUGAAGCAACAGAUAGAAGCCAAUGAUAUUGUGUUUGCAACUCACAUCCCGCAUCAAAAUUGGGAGAUGAGUUCCUGGUUUCAAUUCCUGUUGGUGGUUUUGCAAUUUGAGAUUGAAUUUCAAAUUGACAACAAGAUAGACGAUGAUGCUGUGGUCACAUUGAAUGUUUCGCUGGGCUAUCGUGAUGACCGUGUUAGUGAAUGGACUGAAAUGGCCCAUACUGUUGAAAACCGAAAGCUAAAUUGCAACUUCUCAUCUCCAAAAACACAUGACAAUCAGGGGCAGCUAUACGACUGCGAACUGCUUCCCUUCAUGGAAUUGGGCAGCGUUUCACAUAAAUAUUAUCUGAUUAACGUCCGACUUCCUGUUAAUGAGAAGAAGAACAUCAACAUGAAAAUUGGAAAGCUGAAGAAUGUUCGGAUGGUGUCAAUUCAUCAGAAUGGUGGAUUUACAAGGGUCUGGUUUGCAAUGAAAACCUUUCUGACUCCCAGUAUUCUCAUCAUUAUGAUCUGGUAUUGGAGACGAAUUACCAUGAUGACUCGUCCACCUGUCCUUCUGGAAAAAGUAAUUUUUGCACUUGGGAUCUCAAUGACCUUUAUCAAUAUCCCAGUGGAAUGGUUUUCCAUUGGAUUUGACUGGACUUGGAUGCUUCUGUUUGGAGACAUUCGACAGGGGAUCUUCUACGCCACAUUGCUGUCAUUUUGGAUUAUCUUCUGUGGCGAGCAUCUCAUGGAUCAGAGUGAAAGGAAUCGACUAUCCAUUUACCUGAAGCAGAUUGUGCCAAUUGGUUUUGGUUCAUUCUGCCUCUUCAUUUUUGAUCUAUGUGAGAGAGGUGUGCAAUUGACGAACCCAUUCUACAGUAUCUGGGCCACUGAUGUCGGUACAGAAUUGGCUAUGGCCUUUAUCAUAGUUGCGGGCAUCUGCGCCUGUCUCUAUUUCUUUUUUCUCUGCUUCAUGGUAUUCCAGGUCUUCAGAAAUAUAAGUGGCAAAAGAUGUUCGCUCCCAGCCAUGUCCAAAGCAAGGAGAUUGCACUAUGAGGGAUUAAUAUUUCGGUUCAAGUUCCUGAUGCUUGUCACACUGACCUGUGCAGCCAUGACUAUCAUAUUCUUCAUUAUAAGUCAGGUAAAUGAUGGAAACUGGAAGUGGGGAGAAUAUACCAUCCAGGUGAACAGUGCUUUCUUCACCGGCAUUUAUGGCAUGUGGAACUUGUAUGUCUUCGCCAUCAUGUUUUUGUAUGCUCCUUCCCAUAAGUGUUACAGCAACAGUGACCAAUCGAAUGGAGAAUUUCUUAAAUUCACUGUCAGGGCUACUGGACCGCGAGCAUGGGCUCAGGUGAUCUAGUAAAUGGCGGUGAGGAGCUGCAGCUGACUACCACAAUCACCCAUGCUGAUGGACCAACUGAAAUUUAUAGAUUGGCCGGCAAGGAGGCACAGGAGUGAUGAUGGGGCUGGAAUUGGAAAAAGUCGUACCAGCAACACAAGUCCAACUAAGCAAUUCGGAAGAGAAGUGUAAAUCUACUCUGUGAUGUGUGAACUGAGGUCAUGUGACAUGGAUUUGGGCCUGUUGAAAUUCCUGUUGCUGGUGAAAGAACUGCAUCCAAUAAUUUUGCUAAAAUUUGUAUAAUCUGUGGAAGAUUCCAGAACUGUGCCUUUAUAAAAUGGGAUGAUGUUCCUUUCUUUUUCUGAAAGCAGUCAAGUGCACAUUUAAAUGUCAAAGCAAAUUACCAUCACUGUAGUUUAUAACUUUCUGAGCAUUAAUUUCUGUAACUAUAAAGUAUUGUAGCGUGGCAACUAUGUGAGGGCAGACACCUCCAUUGCUCAAGGGAUUGAGACUGUGGGAGGUCAAGAGUGUUUUAUUGUCAUUGCUCCCAGACAAUUAUAUAGCAUCUUCAGUUCUCGGGCUGGCUCAAAACGCUUUGCAUUUUGUAACUCACUCAGAUGUAACAAAUUUAGAUUCUAGGUUUUACAAGAAGAGCAUAUUUGCUGACUCCGUUCCUAAUGGAGAUCAACAUUAUUGUCGUAGAAGACACCUUUUUAAAUAUAGAUUGUAAAAACACGCUUAAACUAUUAUCUAUGUACUCAAACAUUUAUUCUAGAUACAUUUAAAAAUGUAGUUCCUCAGAAUGGAAGAGAAAUGUAAAGACAACUUGAAUAUGUUGCAUAAUCUGAGCUCCUUCUUCGAUGUGCCACAGUUAUGUUGUGCACAAGCAGAAUGUGGAUUACUGGUGUAUUCUUGAACUAGUUGUAUACAUAAUGCAAUUGGGUAAUCUACAUAAGGCAUCAGCUUUGUCUGGAAGCUCUCAGUAAACCUGAUACUUUAUAUGGUUUGGGCUUCUAUUCACAAUUAGAUGAUAGAGACAUGGCAAGCUACACAUGCUGGUUUGCCAAAAAAGAAAAUGGUGGAGUAACACGGUGGGUCAGACGGCAUUUCUGAAGAAUGUGGAUAGGUCACGUUUAUGGUCAGGACUCUUCAGUCUGAAUAAGGGUCCCUACCUGAAAUGUUGCCAAUCCAUGUUCUCCAGAGAUGCUGCCUGACCUGUUGAGUUUCUUCAACACCUUGCAUUAGCUUUCACAGCUAGAUGAUGUCUGAUUUGAUAUGUAGUGAACUUCUGUGGUGUCCAAAGGAUGUAAGGAAUUUUAGAUAUCAAGAUUAUUCCAGGACCAGUAAAGCAGGAAAGAUUUCUCUCAAAAACAGUAGAAUGAUCAGUGUGGAUUUUUUCACUUUGAAAUAAGAAUUAGACCUUAAUUUAAAUCAAGAGUGCAGAAUGUGUUGAACUGGAGCUGCAGUCUGGUACUUUAGUGCUGAGAGUGCUUCUUGUGCAAAGGAUUGGUUAAAGUUGUCUCCCUCUCCUGAAGGUCAGGAAGUUACCAUUUUGGAUAUAUGAUAUGAUAGAAUAUCCUCCUUUCUCUGCUGAAGUUGCGGGAAAAUUAUAACCCAUCCGGAGAACAACGCUUGAGUAUUUUGCCCGUAUAACCAUUCUAUUAGCAGUUAUUGGGCAUAAUGCUUUCCAUGACAAGAGCACUGUAUAAUGAACAAGUUUAGUGAUUGUAACAGUUUAAUGUUAUUUGAAAUUCCCUUCCUUUCUUGCCCAGGACAGUCAUGUGCAACCUUCUGUAAAAGCAUGAGAUUAACUCUUUAGAAAAAAAACUAGGGUUCUCCUCAUGUAUGUGGGUCAGUACCACACCAUACUGAGAAUCACUAAAGAAAUGUGCUUGAUACAUUAAGCUGUAUCUCAGUUGGUUAAAAUCGGACAUCAUUGAGUAGUAUGAUGAAAGGCUUCUGACAUUGGCAUGCAUUAUUAAAAGCAUUAUUCAAACAGAUCUGAGAGUGAAUGCAGGCAUUACACACCAGUACCUUUGCAAUAGGGAUAUGUUGCAGACACAAAGAGAACAUUUCAAUAAACUAUUUGUCAUUAUGGUCAAUUUUAGUUUGAAACAAAAGGGAUAUAGCAUGUCCUUUAACACAAAUAUUAAGAUGGAAACCAUGCUACUCCGGUGGUGUAGAUAAUUUAUGAUACAACUGUAUAGAUUAUUCCAUUUUAGGUGGUGAAAGGAUUUUUUUAAUCAUGGAAGUAGAUUGCUUGUAUGCUAAUUUUAAAUAAAGUUUGUAUUGUGUAA
Molecule: messenger RNA, 4032 nt
Organism: Leucoraja erinaceus (little skate)
Lineage: Eukaryota; Metazoa; Chordata; Chondrichthyes; Rajiformes; Rajidae
Gene: wls
Product: Wnt ligand secretion mediator
Exons: 13
Coding region: 176-1756 (526 amino acids)
Biological process (GO): intracellular protein transport; Wnt signaling pathway; Wnt protein secretion
Cellular component (GO): organelle membrane; endomembrane system
Molecular function (GO): Wnt-protein binding
Source: RefSeq, a predicted model, not a curated record